AUGGAUGGUAUGGAUAGGAUAAUGGAGGUAGGAGGAGGUGUGCUAGAGGACAUUUUUACAACCAUAUUCUUCUCAUCUUGCCUUUUACAGAUGCUCUCUUUCCAACUCUCUCUCUCUCUCUCUCUCUCUCUCUCUCUCUCUCUUCUGCAUUCAUUGAUUACUCUCACUCAAGAUCAUCUCAAGUCAAACCCUUCAAAUAAUUACCCACGUUCGUUAGUUUAGUUUUUAUCUCAUAAACCCUCUUUUCUCAUCUGGGUUUUUACAAAUUCUUGAUUUUGAUUGAGUAGACUUUAAAAAAGAUUCUUUCUUUUUGUUGAUAAUUGACCCCCCCAUCUGGGUUUGUAGUAGUUAGUUAUAACAAGAUAACAUAAUCCAUAUUCCCCCUUUAAGAAUCUUGUUUCUCUUAUGUGUGUGUUGUUGUCAAAUUUUUUUCUUAAAUUUUAGGGUUUUGAUUCCUUGAUUAAACACUUUAUAAGGUGACCAAAGGUUUCCCUGUUAUUAUUCCCUAUUCCCCUUUUCAUUUUUAUCUUUUUCUAUUUUAUUAUCAUUAUUCUCCUAAUUAUUAUAUUUUAGUUUAGUUUAAUUUAUAUAUAUAUAUAUUCUUUAGAAACCAGCUGUUAAGUGGAACCCUUUAUUUACACAUACAUAUGAAGUGUUUGAGAAUUUUUUACUUGUGUGGAUGAGUUUGAUCCUUGUGUUGAUGCUAUGUUGCUCAUUUGUAUCAUUAAUCUCAAUGAAGUUAAAUAAAAGUAUGAACAUUUGGAUGAAGUUUCUUGAGAUCUUUUCAACAUACACUUGUAUGAUCCAUCUUCAUUAUUAUCAACAACUUGGGCCAAGAAAGCUAAGAAAAAGAUGGUUAAGAAAGCUUCUAAUCUUGUGGAUUGCAUUUGGUACACUUCUUUCUUUAUGGAUCUUUUGGUAUUUGAGAUCUCAAGCUUUGGAAAAAAGGAAAGAAACACUAGCUAACAUGUGUGAUGAAAGGGCUAGAAUGCUUCAAGAUCAGUUUAAUGUUAGUAUGAAUCAUGUUCAAGCUAUGUCUAUUUUGAUCUCUACUUUUCACCAUGGUAAAAACCCUUCUGCAAUUGAUCAGGAGACUUUUGCAAAGUACACGGAACGAACUGCUUUUGAGAGACCACUAACAAGUGGGGUGGCAUAUGCAGUGCGUGUACUUCAUUCCGAAAGAGAACAAUUCGAGAAACAACAAGGAUGGACCAUAAAGAACAUGACCCCAGUUAAAAAAGACGAAUACAGCCCCGAAGAAUUCGAGCCGUCACCGAUUCAACCCGAAUACGCCCCCGUUAUCUUCGCACAAGAUACUGUUGCUCAUGUCAUUUCUCUUGAUAUGUUGACCGGAAAGGAAGAUCGCGAUAACGUGUUGCGUGCACGAGCAUUAGGAAAAGGGGUUCUCACUGCUCCAUUGGAUCUUAUAAAGUCAAACCGUCUCGGAGUUAUUUUGACUUUUGCGGUUUAUAAUCGAGAUUUACCUUCUAAUGCUACUCCGGAGGAAAGAAUCAAAGCAACCGAGGGGUACCUUGGUGGGGUGUUUGAUAUUAGAUCAUUGGUCGAGAAGUUACUUCAACAACUUGCAAGAAAGCAAAUCAUUUACGUGAACGUUUUCGAUACGACUAAUGUGUCAAACCCUAUUAGUAUGUAUGGCACCGAUGUUUCGGACACUGGUUUACAACAUGUUAGUCCUCUUAACUUUGGUGACCCGUCAAGAAAGCAUGAGAUGCGUUGCAGAUUUAAACAAAAACCACCGUGGCAAAUCUUGGCAAUAUCAACUUCUUUCGGUAUUUUCGUGAUUACUUUGCUUGUCGGGCACAUCUUUCAUGCAACUGUAAAUAGAAUAGCAAAAGUUGAAGACGAUUAUCACGAGAUGUCAGUGCUCAAAAAACACGCGGAGGAUGCUGACUUGGCAAAAUCGCAGUUCCUUGCUACUGUUUCCCAUGAAAUUAGAACCCCGAUGAAUGGCGUUCUUGGGAUGCUGGAUAUGCUUAUGGAUACUGUUCUUGACGUAACGCAACAAGAUUAUGUUAGAACGGCUCAAGCUAGCGGAAAAGCUCUUGUUUCACUAAUUAACGCUGUUCUUGAUCAAGCUAAAAUUGAAUCAGGAAAACUCGAGCUCGAGGCCGUUCGAUUCGAGCUUCGCGCUGUUUUGGAUGAUGUUUUGUCUUUAUUUUCAGGGAAAUCACAAGAAAAAGGAAUUGAGUUGGCAGCCUAUGUAUCUGAAAAAGUUCCCGAGACAUUAAUCGGUGAUCCGGGGCGUUUUCGUCAAAUUAUCACAAAUCUCAUGGGUAACUCUAUUAAGUUCACCGAGAAAGGGCACAUCUUUGUUACCGUACACCUUCUUGAGGAAGUUACGAACUCAAUUGAUGUCGAAACGGAAUCGUCAUGCAAAGACACAUUGAGCGGACUACCUGUAGCCGAUAGAAAGCGAAGCUGGGAAGCGUUUAGACCCACGGACCAAACCGUGGAUCCGUCUGAAUCCAUAAAGUUAAUAAUAUCCGUUGAAGAUACUGGUGUCGGAAUCCCUCUAGAUGCACAAUCUAGAAUCUUUACACCUUUUAUGCAAGUGGGCCCCUCGAUUUCCCGUAUUCAUGGAGGAACAGGUAUCGGUCUAAGCAUCAGUAAAUGUUUGGUCAAUCUAAUGAACGGUGAGAUUGGGUUCAGUAGCGUUCCAAAGAUCGGGUCAACUUUCACUUUCACUGCUGUUUUUUCAAAUCCGAAUGAGCAGCAAAUGAACGGUGAGUCAAAGUCACAGUUUUGCAACAUGCUAGCCGUCAUCGUUGACCCGAGGCCCGUACGAGCCGAGGUAUCAAGAUAUCACAUCCAACGGCUAGGAAUGCACGUUGAAAUCGUCCCUAGUUUGACCAGCAUGUUGUCAAUGUUGACCAAAGGAAGUCAAAUCGUCAACCUGGUCUUAAUCGAAGAGGACGUUUGGGAUCGAGAUUUAACUAACUCAUCUGUUUUUGCUUACAAGUUGAGAAAUUUAGAUCUCAAGGUUCCCCCAAAAUUGUUUCUUUUAACGAAUUCGAUCGGUGGGUCCCGCCAAAGUAACGGUGUCCCUUCGCCACCUGUGAUUACCAAACCGUUAAGGGUGAGCAUGUUGGCGGGGUCGUUACAACGGGCAAUGGGUGGUAAUAAAGAUAAUGCUAGAAAUGGAGAAGUCCCGAAGUUAUCUUUAUCGAAAUUAUUAAUCGGGAGGAAAAUAUUAGUGGUUGAUGAUAAUAAUGUAAAUCUUCGGGUUGCUGCGGGUGCGUUAAAGAAAUAUGGGGCGGAAGUUACGUGUGCCGAUAGUGGAAGGAAAGCUAUUUCGCUAUUAAAACCGCCUCAUUCGUUUGAUGCUUGUUUUAUGGAUAUUCAGAUGCCGGAAAUGGACGGGUUUCAAGCAACAAACGUGAUUCGUGAGAUGGAAUACGCCAUAAAUAAUCAUAUCCAAGUCGGGGAUUAUGCAAAUAUUUCACGUUGGCAUGUACCGAUUUUAGCCAUGACUGCUGAUGUAAUUCAGGCUACACACGAACAAUGUCUUAGAUCUGGAAUGGAUGGCUAUGUAUCUAAACCCUUUGAACCUAAUCAACUUUAUCAAGAAGUUUCUCGAUUUUUCUUGUAACCCAAUCAACCCCACAAUAACUAACCAAACCGUGCCUGUUUUUUGAGGCGUUUUGGAUAACGGGGUUCAGAUUCUUCACAAGGGAAACUAGCCGUCAUGACAUUAUAAUGUACAUACAGAAGUCAUUUAUUGGUGGAGAUAUGUUCAUCUUGUAGAGCGAGUUUAGAUACAGAAACCAAUUCAUUUGCCUCCAAUGUAGAUUUUGAUACAUAUUUCCAAGUUAUCAGAAGACGGAACAGGCUCAACAGUUGACUUGACUUUUUGGUCAACUCUCGGACUUUGGUCUGUCCUCGGUUUCUGCUGUUUAGUUUGCACUAGUUGAUGCAUGCACCCUGCUCAGGGCAAAAGAAUGUAUCGUGGUAUAUAUCGUUGUAACAUCAAAAUAAAUACGGUUACUUUGUACGUAGUAAUAUAUAUAUAUACGUAAGUACAAAUUUCAGGUUAAGGUUGUUUAGGACGCUGAGAUUAUUCGGUAUAGCUGGUAAAUUUGUGUGUAUAUAUAUGUAUAAAAGGAAGUUCACUUGUGUCUUUUUGAAUGUUUGGUUGUGGUUACUGUCUGGUUUAAGCCAAAUUUCAUUUGGAAUAAUGUACAGUCUUCUUUUUUGCUGUUGUCA
Helianthus annuus (common sunflower) is the source of this 4224-nucleotide messenger RNA. RefSeq names its product histidine kinase 3. Gene Ontology annotation, molecular function: phosphorelay sensor kinase activity. Lineage: Eukaryota; Viridiplantae; Streptophyta; Magnoliopsida; Asterales; Asteraceae. Gene Ontology annotation, biological process: phosphorylation; phosphorelay signal transduction system. The record is from RefSeq and is a predicted model, not a curated record. The transcript is spliced from 11 exons. The coding region runs from base 680 to 3610 and encodes 976 amino acids.